GUCAGUUUACAAGCGAGUGAAGCGACCAGCGUUGAUCGAAUAGCUGAAAGCAAAAAUCAACGAACAUGGCGAAAGUGACAGGAAACUCCGCCAGGGCUGCAGCCAUCGUUGGAUUUUUAAUAAUAUGUUGUGGAAUUCCUAUUACAACUUGCGGGGUUAUUUGGGUUGCUUAUGGUGGCUACCAAGGGCAUGGAUUAUGGUCUGGAAUACCGCUAUUGGCGACUGGGUUCUUUGGUUUUGURUCUCUAACAAGAAAUAAUUGUAUGUUCAUCUUAUAUAUCAUUCUUGCUAUCAUGACGGCCAUUGGUGCUGGAAUUCAAAGCGUCACCGCUGGCCUAGAAUUAAAUCAUUGGAAUAAGUACAUUGGAAAUAACAAGUGUAGUGUCCAAAAGGGAGCUUGUACUUGUAUUGGAUUUGAGAAAAUUCGUAUUGAUGAUUUGGACUCCUGCGACAAGAUCCCAACCAUCAACGAUCUUUUUAUCACUAUGAUAUUUUUCUCCAUUUGUGGUACUUUGCUGUGCGGUUUUGGGGCUAUUGCUGGUCUCGUUGGCUUGACAUCAGUACCUCGAUCGCAACCAACAACGCUUCCAAGGAAACCUAAAUCUGCAAAAUCCAGCACAUUGACGUUGGAACAUAACAACUAUAAACCAAAUGACACAAAGAAGCAAGACCAAGUGGACAACAAGUAUAAAAUUGAAAGCCAGCAGCCAAAAGACCAGUAUUACGACAAAGAUCGACGCGAGGACUACUAUCCCGAAGAUCGACGAGAUGGCUAUUAUGACGAUAGAGACCGAUUACGCGACGACAGACGGCGAGAUGACUACGAUAGGGAUCGUUAUCGCGAUGAUCGACGAGACGACUACGAAAGGGAUCGCUAUCGUGAUGAUCGACGCGACGAUUACUACGACAGAGAUCGCUAUGAUCGCGACGACCGUCGAGACGACUACCAUGACAGGGAUCGUUACCGUGACGACUACGAUAGAUAUUCGGAUAGAAGUUACGGCCGCGAUAGUUACGACCGACGAAGCUACGAUCGGGAUUCCUAUUACGAUGAUCGACGAUCGCAAGAAGGACGAAAAACACCGACCUAUCUUUAAUUAUGGACGUUACCUUAGCAACAGUUCAUUAUCUCAAACACAAUUUUUAAAUUGCCAUGUCAAAUAUGCUAUAUAUAAAAAUGCAUCUUCAUCAAACUUUCUUUCUGCUAUUCAUGGACAUUUUCAUUCAACAUGGCAGCUGUGACUUAUGUGAAUUAGCAACAGAUGUCCUUACUUAUUUAGACGAAUUGUCGUGGUAGACUAUCAUUGAAAUAUCCGAGUCAUAUAAGAUUUAUCUGGACUCAAUCAGCUAUAAUCUGUUUAUAAUAAGUGUUGAGUUUAAUCAACAUAUUUCGUGGCAUUUCUUUUAUUUUUUAAGAGUCUUAAAAUAUCUUUUUACUUUAAUUUCAACUUUUUMAUUUGCCUUAAUCCUUUUCUUGUUUUGCUUUCUUUGUUUUCAAUAAAUUGGGGCCAGUUGUUUGUCCCUAAUUAUCACAAAUCAAAUGUUAGAAUCAAGAGAAUCUAAAAUGUUAUGCUAUUUUGGUGGCCUGGCUUAUGUUCUGGUGCAGUAGCACUAAGCAUAAUUUGAUCAAAUUAUGCUUAGUGCUACUGCAGAGUGGAAAUUUUUUUUUUUAAAUGGCACCAUCCAAUAUAUCCAUAGAGCGUGUAUUWGUUAUGUAUGUUGUAUUAUAAUGUUUUUAGACACCGUUGUUAGAUUUAGGUUUAGAUUUGUUAUCAUUUUGCAUACUCCACUCAUCCCCCCAAAGCAUCAACGGUAGGGAAGAGCGAUAUAUGACUGUAAACAAAUAAGAUAUGUAAAUACAAGGCAGUUAAUAGUUCAUUAUCAAAUAACCGCUAUCGCGUGGCUCUUCACUUGUGUUAGGACAGUGUUCAUUAUAUUACCCAGGACCUCUCAUGCAAUUGUGCUUACGAUGAGAGACUGUGUACGAUGGAAUAAUAUAUAAUUGGACUGACGGUCAUCAAGUGCCACAUGAAAACUAAUUUGUAUUUUUGUAGUAAGCUUCUCUGUUUGUCAGGCGGGCUUUUAUAUAUAUAAACCAUUUUAGCAAUAGAAUUGUACAACCCUAAACUAGGAACCAAUGGGCACAGCAGGGUUUGUACUAGAGUCGGCGGUCAUUUAACUACCAGAAUGCUUUGCGUAUUUUCAGUGUUUUUCAGAUAUAUUCUUAAUUACAAAUGAAAGAGUUCGGGCAAAGUAUUCUAGUAGUGGUGUUUGAUGAUGUCUCAGUGCAAAUCGCCUACAGAGCCUAUAUAGUAUUAAAAAAAAACAUUUCUCCGAUUGAUUUUGAUACCAGUUCUUUCUUUCUUAAGGCCCGUUUACAUUUACGAUUUUUGCAGUGCCAUAUUCGCCACUUUGCUAUUGCGCAACUAAAACAGACCUGUAGCCUGAGUAUCAGGCUCUCUGCCCCAAACCCCUUAGAGAGAGCCUGAUACUCAGGCUAACAGACCUGCGAUUGCUGCGAUAUGAAAAAUGGCCUCAGCUCCAAGUUGCACGAAAGUGAUGGUCGCACGACGAUUUCGCCACGCGAUUGCAAAAAUCUGCAAGUGUGAAUGGGCCUUUAUUAUUGAAUAGAGAAGAAUCUGGUUUGAGGUCAGUUGAGCUAUAAAUAGUUUAGUAAGCGCGUGUAAGCUAACACAUCCUGCAAAGAUAUUUUAACUAAUAAUAAACAACAUUUAAAACGAA
Molecule: messenger RNA, 2742 nt
Organism: Exaiptasia diaphana
Lineage: Eukaryota; Metazoa; Cnidaria; Anthozoa; Actiniaria; Aiptasiidae
Source: RefSeq, a predicted model, not a curated record